This is a messenger RNA of Echinops telfairi (small Madagascar hedgehog), 1880 nucleotides long. RefSeq names its product zinc finger protein 692 (gene ZNF692). The transcript is spliced from 12 exons. The coding region runs from base 45 to 1700 and encodes 551 amino acids. The record is from RefSeq and is a predicted model, not a curated record. Gene Ontology annotation, cellular component: kinetochore; chromosome. Lineage: Eukaryota; Metazoa; Chordata; Mammalia; Afrosoricida; Tenrecidae. Gene Ontology annotation, biological process: regulation of transcription by RNA polymerase II. Gene Ontology annotation, molecular function: chromatin insulator sequence binding.
GCGGAGAUUCCAGUCCACCUGGGACCUGCCUUGGGGAAUUUGGCAUGGCUUGGUCCUUUAGGAGCAUUAAGCGGAGUGACCAGAGGCCCUGCAACAUGGCUUCUUCUGCAGCGGACUUGUCUCGCAGAAGGCGGGAGAAGCGGCGACAGCUGGACGCCCGCCGAAGCAAGUGUCGCAUACGCCUGGGUGGCCACAUGGAGCAGUGGUGCCUCCUGAAGGAGCGGCUGGGCUUCUCCUUGCACUCGCAGCUCGCCAAGUUCCUGCUGGACCGGUACAUUUCUUCAGGCUGCGUACUCUGUGCAGGCCCUGAGCCCUCAUCCCCCAAAGGCCUGCAGUACCUUGUGCUCCUGUGUCAUGCUCACAGCCGAGAGUGCAGUCUGGUGCCUGGGCUGCGAGGGCCUGGAGGCCAUGGUGGGGGACUCGUGUGGGAGUGCUCCGCAGGCCACACCUUCUCCUGGGACCCUUCUUUGGGCUCUGAACCUCCAGAGGCAUCCAGCCCAGUCCCUUCUCGACGCUCUACCCUGAGAAGCUGGUGCUCAGAGGCCAGGCGUGAGCAAGACGCAGCAGGUUUGGAAUCAGAGGAUGGUGAGAGGACUCAGGAGGCCAGGUUGCCCAGCAGGGUAGGACCACUACCCGAGACUUCCCUGCCCCCAGGAGAGUACCAGAGAGAGGAGGAGGAGGAGGAGGAGGACGAUGAUGAAGAGGAGAUGCUCAGCGAUGCCAGCCCAUGGACCUACAGCUCCUCCCCAGAUGACAGUGAGCCUGAUGUCCCCAGAUCCCCUGGACCACCUCCUGCCUCUCUCAAGCACACCCUUAAAGAGGAAGAACUGCCACCCGCCCCUUCAGAUCUCCCCACUGCUCUAGCUGCACCAGUAUCUUCAGUGUCCUCAUUGGGCUCCGGACUUCCUUCGACUACAGAAAUAAGGAUACAGACAGAGCUUAGUGGGACCCCUCCGCCAGUUCAGGAGACUGAGCCCCUAGCCAGCCCCAAGAGUCAGGCCGAGUCAGUACCAGCCCCAGCCUGGGAUGAUGACACUGCCCAGAUUGGCCCCAAGAGAAUAAGGAAAGCUGCCAAAAGAGAGCUUCUGCCUUGUGACUUCCCUGGCUGUGGAAAGAUCUUCUCUAACCGGCAGUAUUUGAAUCACCACAAGAAGUACCAGCAUAUCCACCAGAAGUCCUUCUCCUGCCCAGAGCCAGCCUGCGGGAAGUCUUUCAACUUUAAGAAACACCUGAAGGAACACGUGAAGUUGCACAGUGACACCCGGGACUACAUCUGUGAGUUCUGUGCUCGGUCGUUCCGCACCAGCAGCAACCUUGUCAUCCACCGACGGAUCCACACUGGGGAGAAGCCCCUGCAGUGUGAAAUCUGUGGGUUCACCUGCCGCCAGAAGGCCUCCCUGAACUGGCAUCGGCGCAAGCAUGCAGAGACAGCGGCUGCCCUGCUCUUCCCCUGUGAGUUCUGUGGCAAACGGUUUGAAAAGCCGGACAGUGUUGCAGCCCACUGCAGCAAAAGCCACCCAGCCCCACUCCCGGGCCCACAGGAGUCACCCAGUCCUUUGGAGCCCUGUCCCAGUAUCUGUGUCCCUGGGGCCCUUAGGUCCACUGAGGCACCAGGAGCCAUGCCACUAGGGGCCAGUUCUUCCCAUUCUCCUCAGGAUCCAUCUAACCGUCCAACCUCAGGAAUGAGCUCUUCCAUGUAGGCUUUGGGAAGCCAGACCUCAGGCCCUAGAAAGGAGGGAGCACGGCGAGUGGUUCAGAAAAGCACCGAUACCUGAGGUCCCAGGGACUAGGGCUAGCUCAGGGAGAAGUACUCCUGAGGAAGUGGGGGAGCCGGACUACUUAAUCUCUCUCCAGGACAGAAUAAAGAAUAUUUUCCAUGA